AAGGAAAAAACACCCAACUUUCCAAGAACAAGUAGUAGAUGUACCUCUGUAAAGUUUGCUCUCGUAAGAAUUUACUACCAUACAAUUUAACCAGUUGUCUUCUGAGAUAGAGUUCAUAUUUUAUUUUUUCCCUCUUUCUUAAAGAUGUCUUUAACAGUUGAAAUGGAGUGCAGCCGAGAAGGGUGGUUCAAUGAUAGACACUAUUGAUUGUUGGAGUCACCUGAUUUAGCAUGGAACUGUUUCAAUGAACGAUGUAAUUUCUUUCGACUUUGUAUUCCAAAUGCUCUUCAAACCCUGCAUGUGCACUUGUAACAUAUUCCGGGUGGGUUGUCUCAAACUAUUUAAUUCCACAAAAUGCUGCUCUUUCACUUUAGAGUUGAAUGUGACUGUUGUGCCCACCUUCUCCACCAUUGAAGCCAAAGAAGCGAUCCAAGAAGAUGUUAAUUACAUUACCUCCCCAUAUGUGAAAUCAUGGAAUUCUGCGUUAAGCAGAUUUUGCAAGCAGGGUCAAUUAAAGGAUGCACGCCAUCUGUUCGACAAAAUGCCGCAACCGAAUGUUAUUUCGUGGACCGUAAUGCUUGCAGGAUAUGCGCAGAAUGGGAACAUGGAGGAAGCUCGUAGAAUGUUCGACACCAUGCCUCGACGCAACGUUGUCUCAUGGAAUACUAUGAUAAGGGGAUGUAUACAAAAUCACAGAAUUGAGGAGGCCUACCAACUGUUUGUCACAAUGCCUGAGCGAAAUUUGUCUUCAUGGACUCUGAUGAUAGCAGGCUUGGGUAACGCUGGAAAAAUAGAGGUUUCACGCAGUUUGUUCGAAAGCUUACCGCAACGUGAUUUGAUCGCAUGGAACGCCAUGAUUACGGCUUAUGCCAAUAAUGGUCGGAUGGAGGACGCGCACCACUUAUUUGGGAAGAUGCCUAAAAGGAAUGUAGUCUCCUGGACUGCAAUGAUUGUAGGAUAUUCUAAGAUGGGUAAAACAGAACAGGCGCGCCAGUUGUUUGAUAAAAUGCCGGAACGAAAUGUAGUUUCGUGGACUGCUAUUAUUGCGGGAUAUACGCAGAAUGCGCAGAACAUGGAGGCGUUGCAACUUUUCUCUGUGAUGCAGAGAAUACCCAUCAGGCCAAACCAGUCCACACUUGCAAGUGCUGUUAAUGCUUGUGCCAAUUUGACUGCCUUUAGCUGUGGAAGUCAGGUACAUGCCCUUGUCAUAAAAAUGGGGUUUGAAUCAGAUGUCGUUUUACAGAAUUCUCUUAUUGUAAUGUAUGCUAAAUCUGGUGGUACAGGUGAUGCAGAGCAAAUUUUUAAUAAAAUGUCUAGUCGGGAUUUGGUGUCAUGGAACGCAAUGCUUGCAGCACAUACACAAUGUGGGAUGAUAGAGGAGGCAGAGCAACUUUUUCGCAUUAUGCCUGACCGAGAUGAUUUUUCUUGGACUACAAUGCUUUCAGGAUAUUUGCAGAAUGGCAGAACAGAGAUGGCGUGCGGCCUGUUUAAGAGAAUGUCUAAUCCAGAUAUGGUAGCAUGGAGUGCAAUGAUUGUAGGAUAUGAACAGAAUGGGCAUAAUGAAGAGGUCGUAAAACUCUUUGCUGAAAUGCAACGUACAGGCAUACGAUCGAAUCAUCCCAUAUUUACCAGUGUUGUCAAGGCAUCUGGUAGCCUAGCCUUAUUGGAGCAGGGCAAGCAAGUUCAUGCUCAUAUUGUCAAAACAGUCUUGGGAUCAGACCUCUCUGUUGAGAAUUCCCUCAUUGCUAUGUAUGGAAAAUGUGGAGCUAUAGAGGAUGCUUACGAUGUUUUUGACAGGAUGCCUGAACGAGAUGUAGUCUCAUGGAACUCUUUGAUUCUAGGAUUUGCCCAGCAUGGGCAUGGCAAGAUGGCUCUCCAACUGAUUCGACAAAUGCAACUAACAAGCGUGGAGCCUGACCAUAUCACCUUCUUGGGUGUGCUUUCUGGAUGCAAUCAUGCAGGCCUAGUGGACGAAGGCUGGCACUAUUUUAAUUCCAUGAUCCAUGAUUAUUGCAUUACACCAAGAGCAUAUCACUAUACUUGUAUGGUUGAUCUUCUUGCGCGUGCAGGGCAUCUGGAUCAGGCCAAGGACUUCAUAGACAAUAUGCCAUUGAAACCGCACGCUGCUGUCUGGGGCGCUCUGCUUGGUGCCUGCAAACUCCAUUCUGCUAUUGUUCUGGGUAAGCAUGCUGCAGAUCAUCUUUUGCAGUUGGAGCCAGAAAAUGCUGCCGUAUAUGUUGAGCUGGCAAAUAUGUAUGCAUUAGCUGGCAGGGUGGAGGAUGAAGCAAAUGUGAGAGCAAUGAAGAAAGAGAAAAGGGUGAAAAAACUACCUGGAUACAGCUGGAUUGUAGUAAAGAACAAGGUUCAUACAUUUAUGGUUGGUCAUCCGUUGCACCAGAAAGAGGAAAUCCAUGCAACCUAGGGAUUAAGAGUAGGAAAAGCCAUCCAUGGCACCAGAGAGGAAAUUCAUGCAACCUAAGGGAUUAACACAGUGCUUUCAUGCAGCUGCUUAUUUAGGCUUGUUGCUAAAAUUUUAACAGGGCAAGUGAUUCAUGUAAAUUGUGAAAUAAGGAUUUUGAAUAGUUUAAUUCUGUUUUUUAAAUAGGAGAGCUGGUUUUCGAUUGAAAAAAUAGUGGGUGCAAG
This is a messenger RNA of Cryptomeria japonica (Japanese cedar), 2643 nucleotides long. RefSeq names its product pentatricopeptide repeat-containing protein At1g53600, mitochondrial. Gene Ontology annotation, biological process: RNA modification. Lineage: Eukaryota; Viridiplantae; Streptophyta; Pinopsida; Cupressales; Cupressaceae. Bases 245 to 2422 code for a protein of 725 amino acids. Gene Ontology annotation, molecular function: protein binding; RNA binding. The transcript has a single exon. The record is from RefSeq and is a predicted model, not a curated record.